Laccaria bicolor S238N-H82 is the source of this 795-nucleotide messenger RNA. RefSeq lists its product as uncharacterized. The annotation marks the transcript as partial. The transcript has 7 exons. Lineage: Eukaryota; Fungi; Basidiomycota; Agaricomycetes; Agaricales; Hydnangiaceae. The record is from RefSeq and is a predicted model, not a curated record.
UAUAGUUUUGGAUGGUCUCAUGGGAAGGAGAUAAUGAAUGGGAAACCCGACACCCUGAAGGCUUCCUUUUACGCGAAUCCAGUGUUCGACAACCCCACCGUCACCUUUGACGAACAACGCGCAUUUCCUGAAUAUUAUGGGAGCAAUAUCUGGCCGAACAAAACCGAACCAGGUGUCGAAGGGUUUGAGGAGGCGUUCAAAGACUUGGGAAGCUUCGUUUUCAAAGUGGGUUGCGAGCUGGCGGUAGCUUGUCAGCCGUUUGAGGUUUCGGAUCUUUCAGAUAAGAUAUCCCUCCCACAUUUAAUUAGAACGUCGCAAACUACGAAGGCUCGUCUUUUGCAUUAUUUUCCACCUCCGCCAAGCACGAGUUUGCCCCGGGAUGAACCUUUGGAUAGCUGGUGUGGGUUCCAUCUUGACCACUCCCUGCUAACAGGCUUGUGUUCGGCAAUGUAUCUCGAGGCGAACGAUGGCGCUGAACCGACUGUUGUACCGUCACCCUCUGUAGCAUCUGGUCUUUACAUUCGGAAUCGUGGGGGUGAUUUGAUAAAAGUCUCCAUUCCGAGUGACUGUCUGGCGUUUCAAACUGGAGAAGCACUUGAGAUUGCCACCGGUGGGAAACUUUUGGCAACCCCACAUUGUGUUAGGGUAGGAGGGCUGCAUGCAGAGAGGGUCUCACGAGAAACAUUUGCGUUAUUCAUGCAACCAAACACUGACCAGCCUCUUUCUACGUCAAUAACGUUCGGAGAAUUCAGCAAGCGGGUCUUUAACGAUCAUUAUGGCAGUCGGUUGAUGUAA